AUGGAAAGCACUGAUUCACCAAAAUCCACUCGUCGAACUUCUACAAUACGUUUUGUUGCUGAUCCUGAGGCUAAAAGACGAAGUCGACGUGCAUCAAAAUCACGGACAAAUAAUACCACAAAUCGGCGUCCAUGUAUUAAGGAUCCGUAUAUUUCUGAUCUUGUGAAUGUCCGAAGUUUGAUUAAUAUUCGAUCGAUAUGUUCUCAAAAAGAGCAAGAAAACAAAAAAUCUUCAUUAAAUGGUCGCAUUAGAAUAAAUGUAUGUGGUGAUCGUUUUGAAACAAAUCGAAAAACUCUUGACAUUUAUCCAGAUACAUUACUUGGAAAUGAGAAACAACGUAAAUAUUACUAUGAUGGAACUCGUAAUGAAUAUUUUUUUGAUCGUCAUCGUGCAUGUUUUGGAGCUAUACUUUAUUAUUAUCAAUCACAUGGUCGUUUAAGGCGACCAGAUCAUGUUCCACUUGAUGUAUUUCUUGAAGAAGUUCUUUUUUUUCAAUUAGGACGAGAAGCUUUUAAUCAAAUACGAAACGAUGAAAAUAUAACAGUAAUUACAAAAUUACGUUUACCAAAAAAUCCUAUUCGAAGAUAUCUAUGGGCAUUAACAGAAUAUCCAGAUUAUUCAAGAAUGGCAAAAUUUGUUCAUAUGAUAUCUAUACUUAUGGUUCUUAUGUUAACAAUUGUUCUUACUGUCGAAACAUUACCACAAUAUGCUGAUGUACAUAAUUUACAUUGUAAAACACAACGUAAUAUAACAACUACUAUUUAUAUGAAUAAUAGAACAGAUCAAAACUCUUCUGAAGAUUUGAAUGUUUGUUAUACAUAUUUUACAUCACCUUUCUUUCUUAUUCAAUCUAUUUGUGUUGGUUAUUUUACAAUUGAAUUUUUAAUUCGUAUAUUAACUACACCUUCGUUACUUGAUUUUAUAAAAAAUCUAAUGAAUUGGAUUGAUCUAAUAGCUAUAAUACCUUUUUAUAUUACACUUGGUAUUUAUUUAACCGAUCAAGAAGAAGAAAUUGAUACACAUACUUAUGCUGGUCUUCGAUUUUUACUUAUAAUUCGUUUAUUACAAGUUUUUAAAUUUGUUCGAGUAUUUAAAAAUAUGAGAUCUUUACAUGUAUUUGUAACAACAAUAAGACAAUCAUUUCUUGAUUUUUUCAUAAUGAUUAUUGUAAUGACUGCUAUUGGAUUUCUUUUUGGUGCUACUGCUUAUUAUGCUGAAAAUAGUUCACAAAGUGAAAAAUUUAAUUCAAUUUUUACGGCAACUUAUUGGGGAAUUAUUACAAUUACAAGUGUUGGAUAUGGUGAUAUAGCACCAAUAACACCAAUGGGUCGUAUAGUUUGUUGUAUAUGUGCAUUAUUUGGUGCUGGAACAAUGGGUAUGCUUGUUUCUGUGCUUGUUGGUCGAUAUGAACAUGUUUAUGUUCGAACAAUAUUUAUGGAUGAAGCAGUAAUUGACUCUUAUGAUUAUCCUGAUAAUGCAAAUGAUGAUAUAGAUUCACAAAAUUUCAAUCAAUCGAUAGAACGUCAGAAAAAUUCGGAAAUUGAAGAUAUUAAUAUUCAAACAGAAGAGAAUGUAAUAAAUGAAAGUAAUACAUUACAAUUUCCUCAAACACUUGAUACACAAAUAAAAGAAGAAAAUUCAAUAGAAUCAACUAAUAAUCAAAUUCAUUUUAUUAUUGGUUAUGUUAAAAAUGAAAAACAAGAAAUAUCAAAUGAUUUCAUAGAAAAAAUUAGAAGUAUUAUUGCAAAUAAACAAACAUCUGAAAAUAAUAUAUCAUUAAGUGUUAUUUCUAAAAAAAAGAAUCAAGCAUCUUUGCCAUUUGAUGUUCAAUUUCAUCUGGAUUCAUCAUCUGAUGAAGAAUCUUAUAUUGAUGACGAUGAUGAAGGUUUAACAGAGAUUCGUUACGAUUAUAAAAGUCAAGGAAGUGUACUUAAAACAUUUCAACGUCGAGUAUCAGAAACUGAUGAUUAA
Messenger RNA from Rotaria sordida, 1971 nucleotides. The record is from the annotation of a GenBank genome assembly. NCBI's taxonomy places the organism in Eukaryota, Metazoa, Rotifera, Eurotatoria, Philodinida, Philodinidae.